UCCUCGCGCGUGCACUACCAAGUAUCCGGUAACAACGAAGAUGCGGAAAAAGUGUGAAGAGAUAAGCGGCUACGGCGAAAUAGCAGGAGCCGCUGGAACCGGGGGGAGACUGUGACAGGUUCAGACACCGGGGCAGCGGUGCUGUCGCACGGUUAAACUUGUGCCUCCUGCGCCUGAUAUUUGCUAACCGGCGGAGACUCCAGAGAGGCGGCACUAACUCCUGGAGCUGUCCAAGUGCAUGUCUGUGAAGAUAAGCCAUCAAUAUGCCUUCAAAACAACUCAGAACACAGCAAAGGAGAAUGUACAAAUCACUGGCCAUGGAGUCUGUAGUUGCAGUUGCAGAGAGCAGCGAAAGGCAGGUCGAGUGAGCCUCUACCGCAACUGUGGAGCGGCUCCUCAUGUGCAGCUCAGCCGUCAUGAGCCGCUGGUGAUCAUGGCCGGGACCGUCAUGCUGGCCUACUACUUCGAGUACACCGACACCUUCAGCGUGCACGUGCAGGGCUUCUUCUGCUAUGACACCGCCUAUACCAAACCCUACCUGGGACCGGAGGACAGCAGCGCCGUCCCGCCUGUCCUGCUCUACGCCGUGGUGGCCGGGCUGCCCACGCUACUGAUUACAAUAACGGAGACCGUGCUGUUCCUGGUCCAGUACACAUCCAAAGAGUUCGACCGCUCAGAGAAGACGGUGGCCACCGGGGACUGCUGUUACCUCAACCCGCUGGUGCGCAGGACUUUCCGCUUCCUUGGAGUCUACACAUUUGGCCUCUUCACCGUCGACAUCUUCGUCAACGCAGGCCAGGUGGUGACGGGCAACCUCGCGCCAUACUUCCUGACCGUCUGCAAACCAAACUACACAGCGCUGGGCUGCCAGCAGGCUCUGCGCUACAUCAGCCACCAGGAGGCCUGCACAGGAAACCAGGACGACAUCUUGCGGGCUCGCAAAACCUUCCCGUCCAAAGAGGCUGCGCUCAGUGUCUAUGCUGCACUCUACCUGGCUAUGUACGUGACGUGCACGGUGCAGGCGAAGGGCACCCGCCUGGCCAAACCGGUGCUGUCGCUGGGCCUCAUGUGUCUGGCCUUCCUCACCGGCCUAAACCGCGUGGCUGAGUACCGCAACCACUGGUCGGACGUCAUCGCUGGCUUCAUCAUCGGCACGGCCAUCGCCGCUUUCCUGGUGGUGUGUGUGGUGCAUAACUUCAAAGGCAAGUUACUGCUGAGUGAGGAGUCACCAGCGGAGCAGCGGCCCAACGCAGCCCUGCUGAGCAUGGGUCGAAUGGAGAGCCCUCUGGAGAAGUACAUCGCCUCCCAGAAUCACAUCGCCUUCGCUGAGGUCACAUGACGUGGAGUCGGCCGUGUGGCAGACUCACUGGACGUCCACGUUCUUCACCAUCCAGCGCUAAAGCCCAUCCUCUGUGUGCAGUAUGUCGUUCUAUGUUGUCUCUGCCGAGCCCCCGUUGUCGUUUGCAGCUUCUCGUAUUUAAGUAAAACAAAACAUAAAAAAAGUCAAGAAAGGAGCGUGGGACACGUUGCUUCUGCUUUGUCAAUCUAUGCACUUACUCUGAGACCUUCACCAGACUCUUCUGGAGCGGACGGGUUGCACACUAUGGGACAGGAGAAAAACAAGCUGGAUCCACCAUCUCAACUCCGUCGGGGUCAAAUGUUAUUUUAUAGUUUGGCUAUUUUGCAUUUUAAGUGGUCACUAAUGUGAGUUGAGUCCAAAAGGAAAAAGGAACCCCUCUCUCUCUCUUUCCAUGUUUACAGUUGACCACCUGUUUUAAAGAAGGCCUCACUAUAAAUUAAGUUAUGAUCACGUUGCAUGUUGGAGGCAGAUGAAGCGGCAGGGAAGCAGCCUUCACAUGAUUACAUGAUAUGUGAAAUAACACCAAGCUGCCGGGCUCCUUCAUUACAACCUGGGUGCCUGUACUGCAGGUGAAUCCAUGCCCGUCUGCCUCCGUGCGACUCUGACGUCUCAGCUCCGAGGGUCUUCUGCAGUCUUUCAUGCCAGUCUUCCUAUUUUACAUACACGUGUACAGUAGUGUUGAAUAAUUCUUUAAACUCACGCCAGAGUAGCAAAGGCCGCAACCGUAGUGCGGUUUUGUUCCAAGAGCGUAUGUACAGUACAGUAUAAACAGUCAGUUGCAGCCAGUGAAGCGCGGCCGUGAGUUUCCUGUUCGCAGCAGACAAUCACUGCCUCCCUUUCCCCUCUCUGUCCCGUGGUCGCAGCUCGGUUCAGGAUGUGCAGCAGCAGCUGUGUAAUCCAGCGCUGCGCUCUACAUGAGCAAUGGAAUCGAUGUGGAGAGCACUCUGCGCCCCACUGUCACCUAUUUGCAAGAGCAGUUUCCCUAAAGUGAGAGCUAAAAAAAACAAGGUCAGACGUUCUCACAGGCCAUAAGUGUGAUUUUAUUGUAUGCUUUUAUUACUCACAUGUGCUCACAAUACUUUCCUUUGUGCUACACAGUAUGUGCUAUGUUAUAUCAGGGUACAGAUGAACAACUGUUCCUGUUUCUUAGUAUUUAUUCAUGGCCUGCGCCGUGGAACGGGAGCCGUAGCGUUGUUCUGGGCUGGCGUCACACGGGGGAGCAGCCCAGAACUUCAAUGCCUUUGAUCAUCAGCAAGGCUACGACUUUUGUUGUUGCACAAUUUUUUUCCCCUUUGAAACAUUCUGGUGCGGCCCGGCGUAACACUGAACAUGAAAGAAGGAACACUGUUGGGCAUGAAGUUCCGCGUUUACCGAAACGCUUCGCCACUUUUAGGAAUCCGUUGUUCGCCGUUUUCCCCAGAGUUGGAUCAGAUUUAGUUCGGGCUGCUGUUGUUGUUGUUGUGCUAACCACACAAAGAGCGGUAGCCUUUCUUAGCUAGCACAGAGACGAGAGGCCAGCAGCGAGGAUACUGUAGUCAAACGGAUGAAUGAUCCAAUGAUGGUUAACUACAGUAGAAUGCUAAACAUCUGUUUUCCACUUCCUUGACCCGUCACAUCAGUCAAUCACUUUUCUCUGCUUUUUGAUAAAAGGAGAUAACACUAACUGGAGACCUGUCCAGGGUCUGCCCUGCCUUUCAGUCAAUGACAUCUGGAAUUUGUUCCCAGCUAUCCUACAGCCAGUACAACCGAGUGCCUGUGGAUCCAGCUGUGGAUUUGUUCUGUUCCCACUCUAGUCAAUGGUUGGGUCUCACCAGCAUCCCGUUACAUUUGUUUGUGGCCUUGUGUUGUAACAUCACUUACUGUAUGAGCUUGUUAUAUACCUUAACCUACAGUACACAUGUAUGUUAACACCUCGUGUCACCAGACUAGAUCAACCACGGAUGACAAAAAAUUGGACAUUAGCAGUUCAGGAACACGAACAGAAAGUUCUAGAGAAACCACACUUUAAUGUAAUUAAACGGCCAAAACUACUUACACUACACAGAGAGGCUCAAGAAACGAAGGGAAAGAUGAGGAAAAAUUAGGACCACUAAAACCUGCCACACUUCUGAGGCGCUCCGGUGGAAUCUGAAGCAGCGCAGAAAAGGCAAUAAGCAUCUGGUGGAAUCGUGUCACAGGCGUUUAGAAUCAUACAUGGAAUGAUGGACUUUCCUCCGUCAAUAGAUAGAAGCGAUGGAACAGAAAACGCUGGCGGUCUGUGAAGCCAGUGCGUCUUUUGCGUAUUUGCCACGUACAGUAAGAUCAUGUCUUCAAACGCAGUGGAACAAGGAACACGGUGGCGAUUAUAGCCGAGCACAAAUGCAGAAAUGAAACCCAACCCAAGAAAAUGUGAACUUUAAUUGUAAAUUCACCUGAAGGCCAUGAACACAACUCUAAAGGCAUUGGGUGGAUGUGGUGUUUUUCUGCCCACUAGUGACAGAAAAUUCAUUCAUGCUGCUUUAACAGGUCACUUCGUUGAUUUGUCUUGAACUUACUGUUUAUGUAGCCAAUUGAUGAUUCAUAAUAGAAGUGCCAUCCUGUGUUCAGUCCUCAUAGCAAUAAAAUGUCAGCCUUUGUUUCUCAUACAGGACAGAGGUAAAGAACACUGAACGUCUGAUUCUGUCCCCUUUAAAGCUCUAUUUUUGUAACGAUCCCUGAAUGGCGACUCCAGGCAGGAACUAGCAAAGCGCAGCACUUUAAAUCAAGCUCUAACUCCUCUCAUUGCUAAUGAAAUGGCCACUGAUGCUGCUGCUGCUGCUGCUGCUUGAAGACAAACUUCGCAUAGAACAUUCAGGACGGACUUAAAAGUGAAAUCAGCUCAAAUGUGCACCACAACAGCUACAGUACUACGGUUUGCUAGAAUAUUUAAAGGAUUAUUGUAAAAAUGUAUAUGUUAAAAUGAAUAUAUAUGGUCUUAUUCUACAUUACUGCUAUUUUCUUAUGACUGUGCACUGUGUGAUUGUCCACAAUAUCCUUUAUCCCUCAAAUACGUGUUAUUGCUUCAUCGUGUCAUUUUACGUAGUAAAAAGUAUAGUUCAUGUUGCAUUUCAAAUAUUGCGUUUUCUACUGUGUUUUGUGAAUAGUGAACUCCAUGUUAUGUUAUUAUUACGUUCAUUACUCUGCUGUGGAAUUCCCGUCUUAUAUCACAAGUUUGUUGUGAGCCAUUCGUCAGCGAAGUUAUACUGUUGUUUUUUUAACCAUAUAUUUAUUGUUGUCACUUUUUAUGGACGUUUUGCUCUUCUUCUAAUUCAGUUCUUCUCUGCAUAGUUCUUAUUUUCAACUUCAGUUCUGACUGUGACCUUUUACACUGUAGAAGAAGGGAAAUUUACAGCUUUUGAAUAAAAAAUACAUUUAAUAUGAA
Molecule: messenger RNA, 4760 nt
Organism: Betta splendens (Siamese fighting fish)
Lineage: Eukaryota; Metazoa; Chordata; Actinopteri; Anabantiformes; Osphronemidae
Gene: plppr5b
Product: phospholipid phosphatase related 5b
Exons: 9
Coding region: 239-1339 (366 amino acids)
Biological process (GO): signal transduction; phospholipid metabolic process; phospholipid dephosphorylation
Molecular function (GO): phosphatidate phosphatase activity
Source: RefSeq, a predicted model, not a curated record